Molecule: messenger RNA, 1644 nt
Organism: Cuscuta europaea
Lineage: Eukaryota; Viridiplantae; Streptophyta; Magnoliopsida; Solanales; Convolvulaceae
Source: the annotation of a GenBank genome assembly
GGGGCAAAUUGCCAUUAUAGUUGAGGUUAAAUUCAUUUUAGGUUGAACCCUAAUGAGAAUCUGAAGGGUUCAACCGUAAACUAGAGCAUUAAUCAAAGUGAGGGUGACAAACAUAACCUUAGCUUAAAAUAAUGGCGAGGUUCUAUUUCAAUUAUUGUGCCUUAUUGUUUGUUGCCCUUACUUCAAUAAUUGUCCCUUCAAUUUUGGGUCACAUUGGUGAGUUCGAUGAGGUGUGGCGUAGGCGUGCGGCUGAAGCUUGGGAGAAUGCCCUAAAGACAUAUGAGCCCGACCCUUAUAAUGUAACCGCGGCUUUCAAUAGCCAUGUUCAAAAGACAUUAUCGGAACAUGGUGCGAAGAAGAUGAACAAAAGCACAAGAAGGGAAUUAGGAAUAAAAAAGUACACGGGCCCAUGCAACGCAACAAACCCCAUCGACCGUUGCUGGCGUUGUGACCCUAAAUGGGAAACCAACCGGAAGAGAUUGGCCGAUUGCGGGCUAGGCUUCGGCCGUAAAGCCGUUGGUGGCAAGAACGGUGGAUUUUACGUCGUCACGGACAGCUCAGACAAUCCGUUGAACCCCAAACCGGGGACUCUCCGCCACGCGGUGAUCCGAAAGGAACCGUUGUGGAUCAUCUUUGCACGGAGCAUGAACAUCAGGCUCGAGCAAGAGCUGAUCAUGCAAGGUGACAAGACGAUCGACGGCCGUGGGGUCCAGGUGCACAUCACCGGUGGGGCCGGGAUCACCCUCCAAUUCAUCAAGAACGUCAUCAUCCAUGGGAUAUAUGUCCACAACAUCGUCCAAGGUAGUGGGGGACUCGUUAGAGAUUCUGUUGACCAUUAUGGGAUCCGAACCAGGAGUGAUGGUGAUGGUAUCUCCAUAUUUGGGUCUUCGGAUAUUUGGAUUGACCAUGUCUCCAUGAAGAAUUGUUAUGAUGGUCUUAUUGAUGCCAUUGAAGGAUCCACGGGUAUCACUAUUUCCAAUAGCCACUUCACUGAUCAUAAUGAGGUGAUGUUAUUUGGGGCAAAUGACAAUUCAAAGAAAGAUGAGAUUAUGCAAAUCACACUUGCUUUCAACCACUUUGGGAAGAGAUUAGUGCAAAGAAUGCCAAGAUGUCGAUUUGGGUAUAUUCAUGUUGUCAACAAUGAUUACACUCAUUGGAACAUGUACGCCAUUGGAGGGAGUGCUAACCCCACCAUCAUUAGUCAGGGCAACCGGUUCAUUGCUCCUCCUGAUAUGUUCAAGAAAGAGGUUACUCAUAGAGCAGCCGGGAGUGAGGAAGAAUGGAAGCAAUGGGUAUGGAGGUCAGAAGGAGAUAUAUUCAUGAAUGGGGCUUUCUUUGUCCAGUCUGGAGAUCCAACUUAUACGUCAAAACAAAACAAUUUACAUUAUGAUGGAAUAAAGGCAUUCAAGGGGGAGGAAGUGACUUGGCUUACUCGUUUUGCAGGGGCACUGGCUUGCAAAAUAGGAUUUCCCUGUUAAAUAAUUAACUAGAUUGUAUUUUCUACAAAUUAAUCUUUCUUAUUGCCUGUCUCUAUAUGUGUUUUUUGCUAAUGUUGUGCCAUUAUUAUUGUGCCAAUAUAAUGUCCCAAAUUUGUUAGGCAUGAACGAAGUUUUGAGACUUCUUUUAUUCCCCAUGAAAUGAAAA